CAAUGCUAUAGGUUAAAUUUAAUAGUGUCACAAAAGAAAGGCUGAUAGCAUAAAUUGAUCAUAGCUACCUACUGAACAGGCUCUUUAAAUCUAAACAAAUAUUUCAGUAACUGUUCAACUAUUGACAACAUAACCUAUAUUCAUCAAAACUUCUAUGGCUUCUUAAUUGCAAUGCUUUAUGAAUGUAAUUUUGUAUUCUAUCAUAUUGCAGUAUAACCUUUUUUUUACUCACUUUGUUUCAGUGGAUCACAAUGUAUAAGAAGAACAAAGUAACCAUCUGGAGUUCUGAAUUUCCAUCAGUUGAUCCUUAUAUUGAAGAAGCACUGCUGGAAAAUAACUCAAAUGAUUCUUCUGAUUGUCUUAAUGGCAAUGAGUUCGAUAAAAAAAGUGCAUUGUAUGAAGAUUUGGUUAACAGAAAUUCAUGUGAAACAACCAUCCCCGUCAAGUUAGUUUUGAACUCAGAUGAAAAUAAUUCAAAUGAAUCUUCUGAUUGUCUUAAUGGCAAUGAGUUCAAUAAGAAAAAUGCAUUGUAUGAAGAUUUGGUUGACAAAAAUUCAUGUGAAACAACCAUCCCCAUCAAGUUAGUUUUGAACUCGGAUGAAAAUAAUUCAAAUGGGAGCAUUUUUUCUGUUCUCCCAUCCAGCAAAACUCGGGGCAAGCAUUACUAUUUGCAAGAAGACAUGCAAAUAAUCAACACCGAACCUAUGACAUGGAUUCCUGUAGAGCUGACGGGUGGUAAGGCUGGAGAGAAGAUUAGCAUCACCUUAAAAUAUGCUGAUGAAGGCGUUGAGGAAGAAAGCUUGCAUUGUGCAAAACAUUCUAUAGUACUUGAUGUAAAAGCUGUCAAAAAUGUGGAGAUCAUCCCAGCUCCUGACUACCAUUCAGGACCUUAUGAACGGGUCCUGAACAUUGUUUCUGAAACUGAUGGCAUUGUCAAGUUCAGCUUCAUCAUGCAUUGCCUCAACUCUUGUACGCCAAAACACCCUGAGCGGAUCAUCAUGUUCCAGCACCUCGAUGACUUGGAGAAUAAAACGUCAUGUUGGAAGCUGCGAGUGAGCAAGAACCCGAAACGCGACCACUUUUUAAUGCUUGACGCACUGGACCCCAAGACGGGCAAGAAGCGCCAUGGAUACUACAGUCGCAUGGGGGUGGUCAAACGUACCAAAUCUGAGGUCCUCCAUAACCCCUCGGAGGCUCCAUACUACAGUCGCAUGGGGGUGGUCAAACGUACCAAAUCUGAGGUCCUCCUUAACCCCUCGGAGGCUCCAUACUACAGUCUCAUGGGGGCGGUCAAACGUACCAAAUCUGAGGUCCUCCAUAACCCCUCGGAGGCUCCAAACGCUAACUUUUCAAACUUUCAAGCAGCUGAAACGGUGAUGCAACCAAGCCGGAAUUUUGAAGAUGCUGUAAUUAAUUUCAAUGCUGCGAAUUCUAUUGUCCAUGUUGUAGGAAACCCCGAGACACAACCUCUUUUUCAAGAGGAAGACUUGGUUGCUGAAGCAGUCCCAGAAGCUACUCAACCACCUGGAUUCCGAGUGGUCAUGAAAACCAAGGAGGAUGACGUCCUUAUUAAGACGUUAGUCAUAAAGAUAGGUGGCGAAAUUGUUGACUAGAUUCUUGCUGCGCACUGAGAAAUUCUAUUGUUGGAGACAUAGAGAAGGACUGGAUAAUAUGAUUUGGAAUUAAA
Molecule: messenger RNA, 1687 nt
Organism: Hyalella azteca
Lineage: Eukaryota; Metazoa; Arthropoda; Malacostraca; Amphipoda; Hyalellidae
Exons: 4
Coding region: 252-1613 (453 amino acids)
Source: RefSeq, a predicted model, not a curated record